Molecule: messenger RNA, 1429 nt
Organism: Raphanus sativus (radish)
Lineage: Eukaryota; Viridiplantae; Streptophyta; Magnoliopsida; Brassicales; Brassicaceae
Product: plasmodesmata-located protein 5
Exons: 3
Coding region: 153-1106 (317 amino acids)
Cellular component (GO): plasmodesma
Source: RefSeq, a predicted model, not a curated record
UCUGGUCAAUUAAAACGUCCACCAAAGUAUAAAAAAAAGCAUGCAACAUGGAAACUACGUACAAGUUACCCCUUAGUUACGGCAAUCCUCUUUAAAGGCAACCUCUUCGCUCCUCAACUUCUAUUUUACUCUACCUAAAGACUUCACCGUUCAUGUCACUAUUCAGAUCAAAAAUGUACAAAACAAAGACGACCCUUCUCUGUUUCUCUCUAACGGCCGUCAUCCUUAUGGUCACAACUUCCUCCACCGCCACAGACAACCCAACUUACGCCGCCUCCACAGACACGUUCAUAUACGCAAAUUGUUCGCCGGCCAGAUUCUCUCAGGGCUCCGCAUACGAGACCAACCUCAAGUCCCUUCUUUCUUCCCUCGUCACCUCCACCGUCCUCAGCCCCUACAACAACCUGACUGUUCCCUUCGGUAGUGGAGUAAAACCCGAACCGGACGUUACCGUAUAUGGUCUCUUCCAGUGCAGCGUUGACCUAGACCCGACUUCUUGCUCAUCGUGCGUAUCACGCGCCAUCGCGCUGGUCGGAAACACGUGUCCCAACUCGUACUCCGUGUUCUUGCAGGUGCAAAAUUGUCUGGUCCGGUACGACAAGAGCUCCUUCUUUGGCGUCCAGGACAAAACGCUGAUGCUCAAGACAUGUGGACAGCCGAUGGGAUUUGACGACCAGGAUGCGUUGACCAGAGUCAGUGAUGUCAUCGGUUCUUUAGGUUCUGGAAGUGAACCGGGUAGGACAGGAGUGAACGGGGAUGUUCGGGGUAUGGCUCAGUGCACAGGGGAUCUAAGUCCAGCACAGUGUCAGGAUUGCUUGACCGAGGCAAUUGGACGGCUCAGAUCUGAUUGCUUAAUGGCCCAGGGAGGAUACGUUUACUUGUCCAAGUGCUACGCGCGUUUCAGCUUCGGUGGUAGUCAUGCACGUCAGACCCCAAACUCAAACUUUGGAGGAGAGAAAUAUGAUAAGGAUGAUGACAAUAAUAAUAUCGGGAAAACAUUGGUGAUAAUAAUAGGAAUUGCCACGUUAGUCAUCUUGCUCGUUGUGUUACUCGCUUUUCUUGGAAAGAAACUCAGAAAUUUACAAGAUGAUAAAUGCUGUAGAUGAAAGGAAAAGUGAGAAAUAGAUUAAUCAACAACUCGAGUCAAGCCACCACUGCUAGUUGUAUUUUCAAAAUUUUGUGACCUUGCAUGCUUCAUUAGAUGUAGUUUUAUUUCAACGAUUGUGUAUUCGACUUGAUCAUUUCCAUGUGUGCAGUGUCUUAUAACACAUACACACUAGAAAUAAAUGCAUGUGUCGAGAAUAAUGAACAUAGGAAACCGAAAAUUAGGAUGACGAUUUAAAACAAAAUCAUUUUGGUCGUCCUUAUCGUUAUUGUCUCUAAUGAGUGAUUUGAUCAUUUAAAAUGAUAAAUUAAAACUAUAAGCCGA